GCGAUGGAAGGAUGCGAGCUUUUCUUGAUAGACUAGCACUCGAGGGAUGGUACCAUUCUUGAUUGGUUCAUUCAUCCAACCUUAAUCGGACCUUGGCUGGCACCCCGGGAAUGCCAACGUCGAUGCUCCAUGGUAAGAAUGAUUCCAAUUUCCCCAAACAUCAAUUAUUCUGUCUGCAAUCUGCCUAGGAAAUUAAAGAGGGAAUGACAUGAUCAAAGACACACAACACUUUUUUGUAGAAUGUGUCCAACGUGCAUGCAAACCUUGACCACAAGCCGGAAGGCGGAUAGAGACGGGCCGGUAGCGUCUUGCCAGAAAUACUUACUUGGUCGAACGAUUGAUAUCUUAUAAUUAGUUAUACAAGUGUCGACAUAAGGCAUUACUUCUCUCGAAAUAAUUCUGUCUACGUCAAAAUGGCGGCGGGACAUCUUCCCGGUCUAGUAAAAGACGGCUUCAAAGCAUUGCAAUUGGUCGGGUCAUCAUCUUGGCGCCGCAUGCUCCACGCCUGGAUAAUAGUUCCAUUUGGGGUCUUCUCUAUCAUGAUGGCAAUCUUUGGGGUCGAAAGACUCAUCAGUCUGACCGGUGUGCCAUUUCCAGCCUCUGUGGCCUGCAUGGUUCUUCUAUUCUUCGGUCUCAUCCUGAGCGAUCUCAUUCUCGGCGACAAACGUACCAAAAGAUUCAUUCGUCUCAUUGAGCCUUCGACUGGCUUUCUGCUGCGCUGGAUCAACAUCUUCUUCUGCCCUUCCUUCAUCCUGCUGCCGCUAAGUCCCGCUAUCGGCGCGGUGGAAGUCGGAAAGAUUCUCGCUGUCCUAUUCAUUGGAUACGUCGUAGUCACAGCAGCAACCGCAUUCUUUGUCCGAGGACUCUCCCUCCUUCUAGGAUCCCCAAAGCGAGCAAUGGUCGAACGAGCUGAGGAGACAGGUCCGCAGACCGACACCAUCCCUCUGACAGCGACGACGCCCCAACCAUCCGGAACCUCAACACCCAAUCCCUCCCGGACAGGUUCAUCAAUAUGGAACGUGUCCAACAUAGACACCCCUCUAUCGCCCCCAAGCCCAACACUCCAGGACCUUCAACACCCACUCCACAUCCAAGACCUCUCCACCAUCAACGGGACAACGCACGAUGGUAACACUUCAACACCACAACCCCGACAGGACCCUCCUCCCCUAAGCCGCUCCCAAAGAUGGGCCGCGACGAUAAACUACCACCUCGACACCGCAACCUACCUGACCAUCUUCACCCUGAUCGGCCUCCCACUCUACUACACGACACCGUACGUGACCCCCGCCCAGCUCCCCCUAAAUGUUCUCGCAUUCUUCGCCGCGCAAUCCCUCCCGCCUAAAUACCAACGCGUCCUCCACCCCGUCCUCCUCUCAUCAUGCCUCACCAUCCUCCUACUCUACCUCCUUGCAUUGUCCCAAUCCCAAAGCCUCGCCGUGGCCCUAAGAUCGUACCAAUCGGGGCCCACCCUCUCCUCACUCCUCUUAAACUCACGCCCCUCAUCUUCCCACCAUCCAGGGACGGGGACAGGCACAUCCCAAAUCUUCAGCGCCAUCCUCUCGGCGUCCAUCGUCGCCCUCGCCCUCCCCAUGUACACCCACCGCCACGACCUGCGCUCCCACGUCCCCGUGCUCCUCCUGCCGACGCUCUCUCUCGCCUUGGCAUCGCUGUUCCUGUAUCCGCCCCUGUGCUCGGCCAUUGGAAUCGCGGCCCCCCGUGCGCUGUCGUUCGCGAGCCGGAGUCUCACGCUCGCGCUCGCGAGCCCCGCGACGAGGAACCUCGGCGGCGAUGAGUCGGUCGUGGCGGUGUUGUGUAUUGUCAGUGGUGUGCUGGGGGUGUUGGUCGGAGGGAGGGUGCUGGAUUGGUGUAGGGUGCCGAGUGAUGACUAUAUCACGCGCGGUAUUACGCUCGGGGCGAAUAGCUCGGCGCUGGCGACGGCCAUGCUGCUGAGGACGGAUCCUCGCGCUGCGGCGUUUUCGAGUCUGGCGAUGAGUGUGUUUGGGUUGGUGAUGGUGGCGUUGACGAGUGUGUCGACUGUCGUCAAAGUGGUCGGUGGGUUGGCGGGACUGUGAAGUGCUACUGCUAGUUAAAUGUGCUGGUGAGUGCAAGAUUUCAAGGGGUGAGAGAGACCCAGAUGAC
Molecule: messenger RNA, 2142 nt
Organism: Aaosphaeria arxii CBS 175.79
Lineage: Eukaryota; Fungi; Ascomycota; Dothideomycetes; Pleosporales
Exons: 5
Coding region: 414-2075 (553 amino acids)
Cellular component (GO): membrane
Source: RefSeq, a predicted model, not a curated record